UAAAGUGCACUGAUCUACAAAUGCUGUUUCAGCAAGUCCUCUUGGCAACCACCUAUAUCCUUGGGCAGGAGUUGUAACUCUAUAGUUCACCUUGAUGAACAUACUGAGAUAUUCAAGAUGGGCAGCAAUAGUACCAGCACUGCUGUGAGUAAUUGCAAUGCUACUUAUUUGACAUUUCAGUACUCUCUGUAUGCAACCACCUAUAGCUUAAUAUUCAUCCCUGGUCUCCUGGCUAACAGUGCAGCCCUGUGGGUUCUGUGCCGCUUCAUCAGCAAGAAGAGUAAGGCCAUCAUUUUCAUGAUCAACCUCUCAGUGGCGGAUCUUGCUCACGUCCUGUCCUUACCUCUCCGGAUUUACUAUUACAUCAACCGUCACUGGCCAUUCCAAAGGGCCCUUUGCCUGCUCUGCUUCUAUCUGAAAUAUCUCAACAUGUAUGCCAGCAUUUUUUUCUUGACAUGCAUCAGCCUUCAGCGGUGCUUCUUUCUCCUGAAGCCAUUCAGAGCCAGAAACUGGAAGCGUAGGUAUGACGUGGGCAUCAGUGCUGCCAUCUGGGUCAUCAUGGGGACUGCCUGUUUGCCACUUCCUAUCCUGAGAAGUGCUGGCUUAGCCAACAACACUGAAUCCUGCUUUGCUGAUUUAGGGCUUCAUGACAUUAGUAUGGCUUCCUCCAUUGGCAUGGUAACUGCCGCUGAACUUGGAGGGUUUGUAUUGCCUGUUGUAAUUAUUACCUAUUGCACAUGGAAAACAAGAAAAUCUUUACAGGAAUUCCAAGAUCCACCUCAGAAUAUUAAAGAGAGGAAAAAGGCUUUGAGGAUGGUCCUAAUGUGUGCAGUGGUAUUCAUAGUGUGCUUCACUCCUUACCAUCUCAACUUCCCGUUCUUUAUGAUGGUGAAGCAACAUGUCUUCUCGAACUGCUCCUUUAUUAAGAGCACUCUGUGUUUCCACAUCAUUUCCCUGUGUCUUGCAAAUCUGAAUUGUUGCCUUGAUCCAGUUGUGUAUUAUUUUAUGACUUCGGAAUUUCGUGAUCGGUUUUCAGAACAUGGCAGUUUGGUCAUCCAGUCAUGUGUGCGAUGUAAGGAUAGUACUUUGGAAAUUCAUCAGAGGAACGAGAAUCUUCAGACUAUCUCUCUUGAAUGUUUGGAUGUUCCAACACAAUGUGAUGAGAUAAUUCUCUAG
Peromyscus eremicus (cactus mouse) is the source of this 1176-nucleotide messenger RNA. RefSeq names its product putative P2Y purinoceptor 10. The transcript has a single exon. Gene Ontology annotation, molecular function: G protein-coupled receptor activity. Bases 118 to 1176 code for a protein of 352 amino acids. Gene Ontology annotation, cellular component: membrane. Lineage: Eukaryota; Metazoa; Chordata; Mammalia; Rodentia; Cricetidae. Gene Ontology annotation, biological process: positive regulation of Rho protein signal transduction; phospholipase C-activating G protein-coupled receptor signaling pathway. The record is from RefSeq and is a predicted model, not a curated record.